This is a messenger RNA of Saccharomyces mikatae IFO 1815, 1071 nucleotides long. It is a transcript of the gene LCP5, whose product is annotated as small subunit rRNA maturation protein LCP5. The record is from RefSeq and is a predicted model, not a curated record. Gene Ontology annotation, biological process: maturation of SSU-rRNA from tricistronic rRNA transcript (SSU-rRNA, 5.8S rRNA, LSU-rRNA). Gene Ontology annotation, cellular component: nucleolus; small-subunit processome. Lineage: Eukaryota; Fungi; Ascomycota; Saccharomycetes; Saccharomycetales; Saccharomycetaceae. The transcript has a single exon. Bases 1 to 1071 code for a protein of 356 amino acids.
AUGUCCGAACUUAAUGCAUUAUUGAAGGAUAUCAAUGGCUCACUCGCCGCCACAUCAGAAUCCUUGGAAAGAUUAUCAGAACUGCAUAGUAAUUCUAAGAUUGAUGAGAUUUCUGAAAGUAACGAACUACAUAAGCAUCUAUUUUCCGACGCUAGAAAGCCCACCGAGAAAGUGUCGUUGCUAUCUUUAAAGAAUGGAAGUAUGCUGGGGUACCUAAAUUCGCUCGUGAUGCUCAUAGGUAAUAGGUUAGAUGAAAAGUGCAAAGAUCCCUCGGCGACAGACGCACGUGAACGUUCUAUCCAACACCGUGUAGUGUUAGAACGUGGUGUCAAACCUUUGGAAAAAAAACUAUCUUACCAAUUAGACAAGUUAACUAGAGCUUUUGUAAAAAUGGAAAAGGAAUAUAAGGAUGCUGAGGGACGUGCGCUAGAAAAAUCCACCUUGUUGAGACACGGCGACGAUGACGAGGACAGCGGAGAUGAUGAUUCGAGUGAAGAAGAAAUGGCAUACAGACCAAAUACGUCUGGCAUUAUCAACACGAAUAAAAAAUCAUCGCAUAGAGUCGAAGAAGCGACUGCGGAAGGAAAUGAAGAAAACGAAGAAAACGAAGCUGGUGUAUAUAGACCGCCAAAAAUUACUGCUGUUCUACCACCACAACAAAUGCAUUUCGAGGACAGAUUUGAUGCCAGGGAACACAAGGAUCGUAGUAAUAAAUCACGUAUGCAAGCCAUGGAAGAGUACAUUAGAGAGUCAUCAGACCAACCUGAUUGGGGCGCAUCUAUUGGUGCAGACAUUGUAAACCAUGGGAGAGGUGGUAUUAAAUCUUCCAGAGACACAGAAAAGGAACGUAAAGUCACCUCAUUCGAAGAAGAUAACUUCACCCGUUUGAAUAUUACAAAUAAGGCCGAAAAAAGGAAGCAAAAGCAAAGAGAAAGAAAUGCAAGGUUGAAUGUUAUUGGAGGUGAAGAUUUUGGCAUAUUCAGUUCAAAGAGGAAGUUAGAAGAUAGUACUUCCAGACGUGGUGCCAAGAAGACCCGUUCUGCUUGGGAUAGAGCACAGAGGAGACUAUAG